CGCCAAUCGCCCCGCAGCUUUCGGGGCGCUGGCCCCGCCCCUUGCGUCGGCGAAGGACAAAGUGACGGAGCCGGCCGCCCGGGCAGCCUCUAGCGCCCAGCAGCGGUCCGCGCGCUGCCGCCAUCUUAGGAGGUCGCCAUGUUCUCGUCCAUCGCGCCGCUCGCCCGGCUCAACCCCUUCUACGCGCCGCAUUUCCAGCUGGUCCAGGAUGGCGUGAGGAAACGCGCGGAGCCAGCGGAGGCGCCUACCGCUCGGCGGGGCCUGGCGGCCGCAUCCGCCGCCGAAGAAUACAGUUGUGAAUAUGGCUCGCUCAAGUUUUAUGCUCUCUGUGGCGUUGGUGGGGUCCUAAGUUGUGGCCUGACACACACUGCUGUUGUACCUCUGGAUUUAGUGAAAUGUCGUAUGCAGGUUGAUCCACAAAAAUACAAGAGCAUCUUCAAUGGAUUUUCAGUGACAGUCAAAGAAGAUGGUGUUCGUGGCUUGGCUAAGGGAUGGGCUCCAACCUUUAUUGGAUAUUCCAUGCAGGGGCUUUGUAAAUUUGGUUUCUAUGAAGUUUUCAAAAUCCUAUAUGGCAACAUGCUGGGAGAGGAAAAUGCAUAUUUGUGGCGUACUUCGCUAUAUUUAGCUGCAUCUGCCAGUGCGGAGUUUUUUGCUGACAUUGCUCUGGCUCCAAUGGAAGCUGCUAAAGUUCGUAUUCAGACACAGCCUGGAUAUGCUAACACUCUGCGGCAGGCUGUACCUAAAAUGUUUGGAGAAGAAGGCAUCUGGGCUUUCUAUAAAGGUGUUGCUCCACUAUGGAUGAGACAGAUUCCAUACACAAUGAUGAAAUUUGCCUGCUUUGAACGUACUGUUGAAGCUCUCUACAAGUACGUCGUUCCCAAGCCACGAAGUGAAUGUACAAAAGCAGAACAGCUGGUAGUCACAUUUAUUGCAGGCUAUAUUGCUGGUGUGUUCUGUGCAAUUGUUUCCCAUCCUGCUGACUCCGUGGUGUCUGUGUUGAACAAAGAAAAGGGCAGUUCUGCCUCACAGGUUCUUAUGAGGCUUGGAUUCAAAGGUGUAUGGAAAGGUCUGUUUGCUCGUAUCAUUAUGAUUGGUACCCUGACUGCACUACAGUGGUUCAUCUACGAUUCUGUGAAGGUUUAUUUCAGACUUCCUCGUCCACCUCCACCUGAAAUGCCAGAAUCUCUGAAGAAGAAGCUUGGUCUAACUGAAUAGACAACUCAUGGACUGACUAUGCUGGCUGUCCCAGUGAUGAGUUUCAUGAAACUUUUAUAUAUUUCACUAUGUAGAAAACAAACUCUAUAUGAUGUCGUUAUUGGCUGUGCCCUCAUCCCAUAUGAGGGUUUAAAUUCUAUCACUGUCAUUGCCUGAAAUAAAUGAGAAACAGAG
Messenger RNA from Aquila chrysaetos chrysaetos, 1389 nucleotides. It is a transcript of the gene SLC25A3, whose product is annotated as solute carrier family 25 member 3. The record is from RefSeq and is a predicted model, not a curated record. The transcript is spliced from 8 exons. NCBI's taxonomy places the organism in Eukaryota, Metazoa, Chordata, Aves, Accipitriformes, Accipitridae. Gene Ontology annotation, cellular component: mitochondrial inner membrane. Gene Ontology annotation, molecular function: phosphate transmembrane transporter activity. The coding region runs from base 139 to 1215 and encodes 358 amino acids. Gene Ontology annotation, biological process: mitochondrial phosphate ion transmembrane transport.